This is a messenger RNA of Columba livia (rock pigeon), 1959 nucleotides long. It is a transcript of the gene BMP2, whose product is annotated as bone morphogenetic protein 2. Bases 704 to 1900 code for a protein of 398 amino acids. The record is from RefSeq and is a predicted model, not a curated record. Gene Ontology annotation, cellular component: extracellular region. Lineage: Eukaryota; Metazoa; Chordata; Aves; Columbiformes; Columbidae. Gene Ontology annotation, biological process: BMP signaling pathway. The transcript has 3 exons. Gene Ontology annotation, molecular function: cytokine activity; growth factor activity.
GGCCGCAGCCCGCUCCCACAGGGCGGCUGUGAUUGGCGCGGGCUCGCGAGCCUCCGGGGUCGUGACAUCGCCGAGCAACAAAAAGCCCCGGCGGCGGCGACCGGGCCACCCCCGGCAAUGGUGCGGAGCGGGCCGGGAGGCGGGCAGGACACCCGGCGCUGUCCCCCGGCGCGGCCGCUCCACGCGGGCCGGCAGCAGGCUGCUCUCCACCCUUUUUAAUUUUUUAUUUUUUUUGAAUUUUCCCUCCUCCCUCCUUUCUUUUUUAAGGGAGCGAAGUCAAGCUGCUUCUUCGUGUUGCUGCGGGAGUCUCGCUAAAUGUCUAUCUGGCUGGUGCGGGUGAUGCAAAGGACAUUUUUUAAAAGGAGCCUUUUAACUCCGUAGACACGUAGGGACCCCUCACGGGCAGGCAGACACACACACACAGGAGGAGGAGGAGGAAGAAGAAGAAGCAACAACUUUCCGAUCGCUGCUUUUAAAGGGAGAAGCCCUUCCCUGGCCGGGACUUGCCUUCUGCCUCCUCAACUAGCUGCUAAAAGUAUGUUUCAGAGGCGGACUGCACUUCAGGGAACUUCUAUUUUCUGCUCGGCAGCUGUAGAGGAGCAGCAGCGAAGUUUGGAGUAACACCAAGUGAUGCGGGAAAAACACCCCGAGAGCAGAAAACCCUCCUGCAGACACAACCCCUGCUGCUGCACACAGGUUGAUCAUGGUUGCCGCGACCCGCUCCGUCCUGGCGCUGCUGCUCUGCCAGGUGCUGCUGGGCGGCGCGGCCGGCCUCAUGCCGGAGGUGGGGCGGCGGCGCUUCAGCGAGACGGGCCGCGCCGCCUCGGCCGCGCAGCGCCCCGAGGACCUGCUCAGCGAGUUCGAGCUGCGUCUGCUCCACAUGUUCGGGCUCAAGCGGCGGCCCAGCCCCGGCAAGGACGUCGUCAUCCCCCCCUACAUGCUGGACCUCUACCGCCUGCACUCAGGGCAGCAGCUGGGGCAGCCGUCGGCCCUCGGCUACCCGCUGGAGAGGGCGGCCAGCCGCGCCAACACCGUCCGCAGCUUCCACCACGAAGAAGUUUUGGAAGAACUGCCAGAAACAAGUGGGAAAACAGCACGGCGCUUCUUCUUUAAUUUAACUUCCAUCCCUAAUGAGGAGUCUAUCACCUCAGCUGAACUCCAGAUUUUUCGGAAACAGGUGCACGGAACCUCAGAGAACAACAGCAGCUACCAUCACCGUAUUAAUAUUUAUGAAAUUAUAAAGCCAGCCACAGCCACCUCUAAGGACCCUGUCACAAGACUUUUGGACACCAGGUUGGUGCAUCAUAAUGCAAGUAAAUGGGAAAGUUUUGAUGUAACACCAGCUGUUUUGAGGUGGAUUGCACAUGGACAUCCUAAUCAUGGGUUUGUGGUAGAGGUGGUUCACUUGGACAAAGAGAACAGUGCCUCCAAGAGGCACGUUAGGAUUAGCAGGUCUUUACAUCAGGAUGAAGAUAGCUGGUCUCAGCUCAGGCCAUUAUUAGUAACGUUUGGGCAUGAUGGCAAGGGACACCCGCUUCAUAAAAGAGAAAAGCGUCAAGCGAAACACAAACAGCGUAAACGCCACAAAUACAGUUGCAAAAGGCAUCCGUUAUAUGUGGACUUCAAUGAUGUGGGGUGGAAUGACUGGAUUGUUGCCCCGCCGGGGUAUAGUGCCUUUUACUGCCACGGGGAAUGUCCUUUUCCGCUGGCAGAUCAUCUAAACUCAACAAACCAUGCCAUUGUUCAGACUUUGGUCAAUUCAGUGAAUUCCAAAAUCCCCAAGGCUUGCUGUGUGCCGACAGAACUGAGUGCUAUUUCCAUGCUCUACCUUGACGAGAAUGAAAAAGUUGUAUUAAAGAACUAUCAAGAUAUGGUUGUGGAGGGUUGUGGGUGCCGCUAACACAGCAAAUAUAUUAGAUAAAUGCAAAAAAAAAAAAAAAAAGACAAAAAAAAAAAUAA